Molecule: messenger RNA, 3324 nt
Organism: Pleurotus ostreatus (oyster mushroom)
Lineage: Eukaryota; Fungi; Basidiomycota; Agaricomycetes; Agaricales; Pleurotaceae
Exons: 17
Coding region: 1-3324 (1107 amino acids)
Molecular function (GO): phosphopantetheine binding
Source: RefSeq, a predicted model, not a curated record
AUGUCCCCUGUUCACGACUUCGUCCUUCCACCACCCAGACAAGUCCACGGCUUGGAUCCAAAAUGGAACUACCAGUUUCCGCCGAUGGACGGGUCUCUAACAAUGUCAGAGCUAUAUGACUUUCACUAUGAGAACAACCCGGAGCACCCUGUGUUCAAGUACGCUAACCGAGCUGGUGACAUUGUAACCUUGGCGUACGAUAAGGUUGUUCCAGCUAUACACAACGCCGGACGCUAUGUAGCCAAUGCAGUGGGCGUCCAGUUGGGGGGAGGUUCACAGGACAAACCCGUCGUAGCCAUUGUCGCUUCGUCAGAUACCAUUACAUAUUUCACGACGGUCGUUGGCAUGCUUCGCGCCGAGAUCAUAGUGUUCCCUGUUUCACCCCGGAACUCGCCACCUGCAGUGGCCCACUUACUGAGAAGAACUCAGCCAACGCACGUCCUUGUCAGUGUUGAGACCCCAAUUAAGGAACUUGUCAACGAAGCUCUCGAACUACUUCGAUCUGAAAAUGAAGAGAAGAUCCCGGUCGUGGCUCCUAUGCCCGUUUUCGAGCAAUUAUAUACCGACGAACCGUUCCAGCCUCUACCUCCUAGAACACGAGACCUUGACUCCACCAGAAUCAUCGUUCACUCCUCUGGCUCGACUUCUUUCCCCAAGCCUAUUAUCAUAAACGAUCGGACUAACUUCCAGACCGCCAUGGUUCCUCAAUUUGCUUCUCAUGAUUUAUGUGGAAAGGUCAUAGCAUGUCAUGCAGUCGCUAUGUUCCAUGCAAUCGGGCUCAAUUUUAUCGCCUGGAUGACUGGCGCCGGCUUCGUUAUGGGAACUUUCGAACCGACUUCUCCAGCCAUCGGACCAAAUCCUGAUAACGUCUUCCAAGGCACUGUCGACGUUGGCGCCGAUUAUGGCUUCGGCGUCCCCGCGUUCCUGGAGGCGUGGUCCCAUGAUCCGGUUAAGGUCGAACAUUUCAAAAGCAUCAAAGGGAUUUGGUUUGGCGGGGGCCCGCUCACUCAUGCUGCUGGUGAUUUCUUGGCGUCGCAAGGCAUCGCCUUAUAUAGUCUAUACGGCCAAUCCGAAAUUGGGGUUAUUGGCAACAUCAUCGGAGAAAACCCUGGAAUGGACUGGGAGUAUGUCAGUAUUAAUCCACACUGUGCUGCGGAAUUCGUUCCCCAUGGCGAUGGUACCUUCGAACUUGUUACAGUGAAGAAGCCAACGCACCACUUCUUCAUCGUAAAUACGAAAUUCCGCGGGCAAGAUGCGUAUGCGACCAGUGAUCUUCUCAAACCACACCCUACAAGAAAGGGAUGGUGGAAGAUUCACGGGCGAGCAGACGACCAGAUUAUGCUUUCAACAGGAGAAAAGACAAAUCCUGGACCUCUUGAAUCUAUCUUAUGUCGUCAUCCAUUGGUGGAUCACGCUGUGUUUUUUGGCCGAGGUCGCUUCCAGAAUGGAGUGAUAAUUCAGCCUGUACCCCAGAGUCAGUUUGAUCCAAAUGAUGAAGAGAAACUCAUCGAGUUCCGGAAUGCUAUCUGGUCUAAAGUCGAAGAAAUGAAUGCCAUGGCACCGUCACACUCAAGAUUAUUCAAGGAGAUGAUCAUAGUGACUCAUCCUUCAAAGCCCUUCCCCUUGACUCCCAAAGGCGCACCAAAGCGUGCAGUAAUCAUCUCCAUGUAUGAAGAAGAGAUUGAUGCCGUAUACGCCGCCGUCGAGGAAAGUGCCAACCGAGGCCAGAGCGACGAACCCGUUGAUUGGUCGGAUCUCAACGAUGUCAAAAGUUUCGUGAAGAGGGUGACCGAUAGCGUGUUGAAAAAGCCCGCGAACGAAGAGGACGAUUUCUUUGAAUGUGGCUGCGACAGUUUACAAGCUACCUGGAUUCGCAAUGCAAUCCUAGGCGCUCUUCGGCGCCUCACUCCCCCUGUGACUGCAGUUUCCCCUAACGUGGUUUACGACCACCCCAAGAUUCCUGCCUUAGCCCAACAUCUGCAUGCUCUUGUCAACGGAUCCGCUGAGAAUUUGGCCGCAAAUUUGGCCGGAACCACAUUGCAUGACAUCGAGAAUUGCCUAACGCGAUAUACAGCAUCCUUCCCUCAGCGAAUCUCCGCAGUGAACGGCCAUGCCAACGGCGUUGCUGACGGUGAUAUUGUCUUUGUCACGGGGACAACUGGCUCUCUUGGAUCCGCAGUACUGGCUAAACUCGUUCACGAUUCAGCUGUGAAGAAAGUUUAUGCCUUUAAUAGAGGUGCGAAGGUUCCGCUCUUGGACCGACAAAAGUCUGCGCUCCGAAGCAGAGGCUAUAACGAAGCCAUUGCUACAUCUCCUAAAGUCGUUUUGGUGGAAGGGGAGUUGAGUGCUCUAGGGCUGGGUAUCGCUGAUCCUGACCUAGAGCAUGAGAUCACACAGACCGUUACUCAUAUCAUUCAUGUUGGCAUGGUGGAUUUUAAUUUAUCCUUCCAUUCCUACGAAGCAUCUAUAGGAGGUCUGAGGACGCUGGUUGAUAUCGCAUUGUCUGUCCCACAAGGACGCCCGCCAGCAAAAGUAACCUUCAUCAGCUCCGUUGGUGUAUUCCGAAAUCUCUCUACCAGUCAAAAGGCGAAACCUAUCGUAGAGGAACCUUUGCCAGAUCCGACUGUGUCUCUUGGCCAAGGCUAUUCAGAGUCGAAAUGGACGGCGGAGCAUGUGCUAUAUGCAGCAGCCCGCCACUGUAAAGAAUUCAGCCCAGUUAUUGUUCGCGUAGGGCAAAUAUCUGGCAGUCCCAACGGCAAUUGGAACACCACGGACUGGGUCCCCGUUAUCUUCAAGUCUAGUGCGACACUGGGGUGUCUACCUGAAUACAAAGGGAUAUGUUCGUGGAUACCCUUGGACCUCUGCGCUCGGGCCAUCGUUGAAAUGAGAAAUGCUCAACCUGCCAAACUCGUAGUACAUUUGGUUCAUCCUCGCCCCGUCUCCGCGAAACGUGUCUUCCACUAUGCUGGAGAUCAGUUCCACCCUCCCCUGCCGCUUAUUCCAUAUACCGAGUGGGUGAAGAAGUUGGAGGACAUAGCUAAUAUCUCAGCGGCCACAUCCGCAGGCGGUGCCUCAGCAGGGGAGAGGAGCAAGCAAAAGGAGCUGCUUGACCGUGUACCUGGGCUGAAACUUUUGGAGUUCUUCCAAGGCGGCGCGAAAGUUGAAGAGGAGAUGGAAGGCGAACAUGGGGAAGCUAUGGGCAUCCCGUUAUUGGAAAUGACACAAGCCCUAGCGGCAAGUAAGGCAUUGCAGGAAACGGGCGAUCUGGCGGUCAGCGAUGCCAAACUCUGGGUAGAAUACUGGCGUAGUGUUGGAUACAUUUAA